Coffea eugenioides is the source of this 2417-nucleotide messenger RNA. RefSeq lists its product as uncharacterized. Lineage: Eukaryota; Viridiplantae; Streptophyta; Magnoliopsida; Gentianales; Rubiaceae. The record is from RefSeq and is a predicted model, not a curated record. The transcript is spliced from 10 exons. The coding region runs from base 293 to 2188 and encodes 631 amino acids.
CUUUUCCCGCUCUCUCCUUCUCUCUCCGCCCCUCCUAUUGUUUUUUCUUGUUUCUGUUUUCAUUCCCUCUCUCCUUCAAUGGUAUCUAAAUCAGUAUGUAUUAACACUCCCUCAAGGUUCUUGUUUCUUCAACUCUCAUGAAUGUCUUCGCUAGUUCAAACAUUUGUACUACUGCAUUUUUUUCUCGUCUGAAUACAAGAAAAAUUGUCUUCCUGUCUUCUUCUUUUACAUUGAAUCAAGCUCUUUCUUUUUAUGAGAUGGAGAAAUCGGAUGGCCAGGCUAACUAGUUAAGAUGUUAAAUGCUAUUGGAGUGCACAAUCAUGAUGGAUGUUUCAUGGGAAGUAAAGAGGAAAUGAGUAGCAAACAUUGUACUGCUGCUGCUGCUUCUGGUCUUCACUUUAAGAAAGCGCCUUUGUAUCCCCAAGAUGAGAAGAAAAUGGAAUUGCUGGAGUGCAAAAUACUACCCGCGAAGAAAGUUAAUAGACGUCCAUCAGCCAGAGAAAGAAAAUUGGCACUGUUGCAAGAUGUUGAUAAGCUGAAGAAGAAGCUGAGACAUGAAGAGAAUGUUCAUAGAGCAUUGGAGAGGGCAUUAAAUAGACCAUUGGGAGCUUUGCCACGUCUGCCUCCUUAUCUCCCUCAAUACAUGCUAGAACUUCUUGCUGAAGUGGCUGUUUUGGAAGAGGAGGUUGUGUAUCUUGAAGAACUGGUUGUGAAUUUCAGGCAAGGUCUCCACCAGGAAGCCGUUCACACACCCUGCAGGAGCAAUGAGAACAACGCUGCUGAUUCAUGCACUGAGGUGCUUAGUUCCAGAAGGAGAAGGCAUUUAAGAUCCUUUUCCCAUGGCAAUAUAAACUUGGAAUCUUCUUGGGCUGCAGCAAUGCAGUCGCCUUCUCUGGCUAGAAGUUUUUCAACCAGAAAACAAGCAUCAUCUGACGCUGAUGGCAACAUGACAUAUUCCCAUGGCAGGCCAACAUAUGGAGAGCAAGUGCUAAAGAAACCAAAUUCUCCAGGGGAAGAAAGGCUUGGAAAAGAAAAUCAGUCCUGGGCUAAUUUAGUGAAGGAUAAAUUAGCUCCAGCACAGAAAGCCGCUGCAACAAAAACUCCAAUAAGACGAUGUCCAAUCAAACCAGAACAAAUAGGCAAAGGAGCUGAUUCCGUGAAAUUGCAGUGCAGAGUUGUGGACCAGGCACAAGAGAGUUCUUCAGGUUCUUCAGAUGAUAGGGUGUUUGAAGCUGAAACAGAGGCCAACAGAACUUCCCAGGAUAUUUUGAAAUGCUUGUGCAACAUAUUUUUAAGGUUGAGUACAUCAAAAGGGAAGACACUGGAUUCAGAAUCCUUUUCCUCUGUUAUAGCAGGGGAUUUGAGCGAGCACAAUGUGGACACAGAUUUUCGAGAUCCUUACUUGAUCUCUACAGGCUCUGGAAAGAGAGACUUUGGUCCUUACAAAAUGUUUCCAGCCAUUGAAGCUAGCUCCGUUGAUUUCAACCGGAAAGCAAAUGCUCUGUUUCUGAUUCGGAGACUCAGGCUCCUCCUUGGCAAGCUAGCAACAGUCAAUUUAGAGGGACUCAGCCAUCAGCAGAAACUUGCUUUCUGGAUAAACACAUACAAUUCCUGCAUAAUGAAUGCAUUUUUAGAGCAAGGAAUUCCUGACAGUCCUGAGAGGGUUGUAGAACUUUUGCAAAAGGCAACAAUCACAGUUGGCGGACAUCUGCUAAAUGCAAUAACAAUUGAGCAUUUUAUCCUGAGGUUGCCUUAUCAUCUAAAACAUACUGGUCCAAAAUCAGCAAAAGGUGAUGAAAUGAAGGCUCACGCUCUCUUCGGUUUGGAGUGGUCCGAACCAUUGGUGACAUUUGCACUCUCCUGUGGGUGUUGGUCCUCCCCUGCUGUUCGAGUGUACACUGCAGCACAAGUCGAGAACGAGUUGGAAGCUGCGAAGAGGGAAUAUUUGCAAGCUGCAGUUGGCAUUUCACCGGCAAACAAGCUAGUAAUCCCCAAAUUGCUGGACUGGUAUCUUCUUGACUUUGCAAAAGACUUGGAGGCAUUACUAGAUUGGGUUUGUUUGCAGCUACCAGAUAAACUCAGGAAUGAAACUCUAAAAUGCCUCGUGAGAAGAGGAGGAGACCCUCUUUCUCAAAUAGUUGAAAUAAUGCCUUAUAAUUACAGUUUCAGGUACCUCAUAUACCUGUGAUAAGUUUUUAGUUUCCCGUCUUUUUCUUCUUUUUUCCCUUAUUCAGAACCUUCAGUCUCCAAACUUCUCAGAACUUAGAUUGCAGAUUCCUAGAAAUACUGAAAAAAUUAGAUGAAAUACAUAGAAAUAAACUGGGAGAUUGUAUUUGUCAGGAACCGGCAUAAAAUUGGUAACAUCUCCUAUUGAUAGGUAUUUGCUGUGAAUUCAUUCAUUGUAUUCCUCUCUGAAA